GCAGCCUUGGCCGUCUUCCUCUUUGUGAGGGACCUGGCCGAACUUGCAGGGACCUCGGUGGAGGUGCCGCUGCUUUUGUCUUACAUGAUGCUCGUCGUCGCGCUCAUCGUGGCGGCACUUUGGUUUCUGAUGCUGGCCUCACGCUGCUUUUCUCCGUGCUGCUGUUCGGAGUCCCUGUUCGAUGUGCCACAUCCCUGCCCGCUUGAGUGCACUUCGCGGAGCUCCAAAUGUUUGGACUACCCCUUCAUGACUGCUCUCGGGGGGGAACUGGGCACCCUUGUCCUGAUGUUGAUCACCGCUUUUGUAGCAGUGGUCCACAGUGACAGUUCCUGGCUGGAUGACUUCCUCUUGCCCCUAAGACUGCUUCGGCUCUGUUGGAUCAUCACCGCGAUCGUUGCUACGGUCCUGGCCGCGAAGAAGUACAGAAUUAUGCGAUUGCAGAUGUCCCGAGUAUCCGGUAUUCCGAUAUCCGGCGACUUACAACUGGAUCCAGGACCAGGAACUGUUGUAGUGGUGGGUCUGCCGGUGUCUCUCAGGCCUGCAGGGAUAGAUUCCGGAUGA
Messenger RNA from Symbiodinium necroappetens, 561 nucleotides. NCBI's taxonomy places the organism in Eukaryota, Dinophyceae, Suessiales, Symbiodiniaceae. The record is from the annotation of a GenBank genome assembly.